UACUUGUUUGACCUAUGUAGUUAAAUGGUGGAUAACUUAUGGAAAUCACACUCCAAACUUACAACGAAUGGCGAUAAGGAUCUUUCAUUAACUAGUAGUUCGUCUGGUUGUAAAAGAAAUUGGAGCACUUUUGAAGGGAUACAUACGAAGAAAAGAAAUAGACUGGAUGUGCAUCGAUUGAACAAUCUUGUCUAUGUCCAAUUUAAUGCAAAACUGAUGAACAAGCAAAAGAGAGAGAAGGAAAGGAAUGUUGAUGUGUUACUUGCUAGUGAUGCCAGCAAUGCACAAGGAUGGAUUGUUGAAGGAGGAGAUGAUGAAGAAAUUGAUCCUGGUACGGGGCUUACUUGGGAAGUGGUUGGUGAAGCAUCUGGAGCAGACGAGAUGCUUCAACCUCGAAGAAAUUCUAGGAUGAGAAAGCUUCAUGAAGAUGAUUUCCAAUCAGAAGAAGAAGAAGAUGAGCAAGAGCUCAAUGAAUUUGAUUUUGAAUCUGAUGAAGAUCAUGUAUUAGAAGAAUAUGGAGAGGAAGAAGUCUAAUUAAAUAGUUAGAUACUUAAAUUCUUCAAGUAUGGUUUAUGUUGCAUUAUUGUUGCUUUUAUCUUAUUGAACCUAGAACUGAUCUACAACAAUUUGUUUUCUCAUGCUUAAUUCUAUAUUUCACUUGUCAUUCCAUUAUUAUUGUAUUUUUGGUUUAUGUUGCAUUAUUAAUGCUUUUUAACUUUGAUUAAAUUGAAAAUAACAUCAAAUUACAUUACAAAAUUUAAAAAACAAAAAAAAAAUAGCAAUUUUUCUAGGCCCCGCCUAGGCGCUAGGCCCCAGCCUAGCGCCCGCCUAGCGCCUAGCGCCUUUUAGAACACUGCCGAAACUGCUCUAGGUGUCUCCGAAAGCACCAUCGAAACCAAUUGACCCAGUCGCUUUCAAAUUUCCAAGCCCAAAGUAUUAACUGUCACUCACCUCCUAGUGCGUCAGAAUCAAAUUUCAAAAUCCAACAGAAAAUUGAUCACGAGAACAUAGCAGAGAGUUGUCGCAAUUAGGGAGUUCACCUAGCUUGUCGAAAAUCACAACCAAGGACCAUGCUCUAGUCAGUUCUCCUAAAGAUCAAAUAGCCAGCGCCGAGGGUUACCAAUUCAACUCUAUGAAACGCCUCUUGAAAGUUCAAUUAAUUUCAUUGCCGCUAGAGAUCGCCUAACAUU
Diospyros lotus (date-plum) is the source of this 1190-nucleotide messenger RNA. RefSeq lists its product as uncharacterized. The record is from RefSeq and is a predicted model, not a curated record. The transcript is spliced from 2 exons. Bases 25 to 534 code for a protein of 169 amino acids. Lineage: Eukaryota; Viridiplantae; Streptophyta; Magnoliopsida; Ericales; Ebenaceae.